Messenger RNA from Diceros bicornis minor, 378 nucleotides. Its product is annotated as polyadenylate-binding protein 4-like. Gene Ontology annotation, molecular function: RNA binding. The transcript has 4 exons. Gene Ontology annotation, cellular component: nucleus. The record is from RefSeq and is a predicted model, not a curated record. Gene Ontology annotation, biological process: protein polyubiquitination; regulation of double-strand break repair. NCBI's taxonomy places the organism in Eukaryota, Metazoa, Chordata, Mammalia, Perissodactyla, Rhinocerotidae. The coding region runs from base 88 to 351 and encodes 87 amino acids.
CCUUGGUGCUGACCCGCUGCCUCUCCUGGUUCCCAGGCACCCCAGCCUGCGGUCCAUGUGCAGGGGCAGGAGCCCCUGACCGCCUCCAUGCUGGCUGCAGCACCCCGACAGGAACAGAAGCAGAUGCUGGGAGAACGUUUGUUCCCGCUCAUCCAAACCAUGCAUUCGAACCUGGCUGGGAAGAUUACGGGAAUGCUGCUGGAGAUCGACAACUCCGAGCUGCUGCACAUGCUGGAGUCCCUCGAGUCUCUCCGCUCCAAGGUGGAUGAAGCUGUGGCCGUUCUACAGGCUCAUCAUGCCAAGAAAGAAGCUGCCCAGAAGGUGGGCGCUAUUGCUGCUGCUACCUCUUAGACAAGGAAAAACCACUUCAAAAGCCAU